Molecule: messenger RNA, 735 nt
Organism: Tremella mesenterica DSM 1558
Lineage: Eukaryota; Fungi; Basidiomycota; Tremellomycetes; Tremellales; Tremellaceae
Exons: 6
Coding region: 1-735 (244 amino acids)
Source: RefSeq, a predicted model, not a curated record
AUGUCUUACGCUUCUGUAGCUUCUCAUAACAUCCCACAGGGGUCUAUGCCACAACCUGAUCAGAAUCUUGCAGACGGACAUUUCGCAGGAGAAACUACUGCCAGCUUUACAGCAGACGACAAGAAGAAAAGCGUAAGGGAUGGAAUCAACAAAGCCGAGAAGGAAUUUGAUGAAGUGGAAAACAAGCUUGCCCCCUAUUGGGAAAAGACGAAAGAUGUCGUUCUUCGUCCUGGCACGCUUGGUGGGCUGAUGGGUGUGGUGAACGUUGGUCUUUUGGGAACAUUGGGGUACUUUGCGUAUACUCGUAAAGACCAACCUUGGGACCGACGCAUCAUUGGAGGAGCUGUCGCCGGGACCCUUGCUCUCUUCGGGGCUGAGGGAUACGUAGCAGAAUCCUAUCUUCAAACUGCAGAAGGCAGACAGGAAGCCGAACGAGCCAAGUCGGAGGGAUCUAAAUUUUACUUGCAAGCAAAAGAAGUUAUCCUUCGUCCUGGUGUUGCCGGUGGACUCGCCGGUGUUUUGAACGUGGCCAUCAUCGGUACCAUUAGUUACUUUAGCUACAAACACUGGAAUCAACCUUGGGAUCGUCGCGUCGUAUCUACCAUCUCUGUCGGGUUGUUGGGUUUGAGUGGUUUGGAAGGGUACGUCUACCUCCUUCCACUUGUUGCCGAGUGGGCACUGAUGCAUCAGCUGGGCGGGAAAAGUGUACGCGGACAAGGAGCUCCCGAAGCGUAA